Entelurus aequoreus (snake pipefish) is the source of this 1331-nucleotide messenger RNA. RefSeq names its product gastrula zinc finger protein XlCGF7.1-like. The record is from RefSeq and is a predicted model, not a curated record. Gene Ontology annotation, biological process: regulation of transcription by RNA polymerase II. The transcript has 2 exons. The coding region runs from base 13 to 1017 and encodes 334 amino acids. Gene Ontology annotation, molecular function: RNA polymerase II cis-regulatory region sequence-specific DNA binding; DNA-binding transcription factor activity. Lineage: Eukaryota; Metazoa; Chordata; Actinopteri; Syngnathiformes; Syngnathidae.
UGUGAAGGUGAUAUGAGGACACACACUGACAACAAACACUCUGAAUGCUCUAAAAAGAAGACCGACGUCCAGCAGCUGAUUGGUCAGUCAGAAGAACUUCCCCCUCAGUUAGGGGGAAACUCCACUUUGAAGCAGGAGACUCCACAACCACCCUGCAUUAAAAAGGAAGAGGAGGAACUCUGCAUCACUCAGGAGGGAGAGUGUCUUCUAGAACCAAAGGAGGCUGAUCUCACCAAGUUGCCACUGACUGUUGUCUCUGUGAAGACUGAAGAUGAUGAAGAGAAAUCACAACCAGACAACCUUUUAGCUCCACUCUCGGAUAGUGAGGCUGAAGAUGAGGCUGAAGAACCUUUGAGCAGUGAAACAGACUGUGAAGGUGAUAUGAGGACUCACACUGACAGCAAACACUCUACAAAGAAGAGAGGAAAAAGACGUUAUAGCUGCUCAGUUUGUGGUAAAGUCUUUUCUCGAAAGAGCAUUUUGACUCGACACAUGAGAACACAUACGGGAGAAAAACCAUUUAAGUGCUCAGUUUGUGGUAAAAGUUUUUCCCAAAAAGGACAUUUGAUUGAACACAUGAGAACACACACAGGAGAAAAAACAUUUAAUUGCUUAGAUUGUUGUAAAAGCUUUACUAGAAAGAGCCAUUUGACCCAACACAUGAGAUCGCACACAGGAGAAAAACCGUUUAAGUGUUCCGUGUGCAGUAAAAGUUUUUCGCAAAAGAUCCGUUUGACUGAACACACGAGAACGCACACAGGAGAAAAACCGUUUAAUUGUUCAGUUUGCGGUAAAAGCUUUCCUCGAAACAGCGACGUGACUCAACACAUGAGAACACACACAGGCGAAAAACCAUUUCAAUGCUCCGUUUGUGGUAAAAGCUUUCCUCAUAAGACCAAUUUAAUUCAACACAUGAGAACACACACAGGAGAAAAAACAUAUAUUUGUUCAGUUUGUGGUAAAAGCUUUUCUCGAAAGAACAAUAUGAUUCAACACAUGACGACACACACGGGAUAAAGUAACUUGUAAUUGUUCCUUUUGUUUUCAAAAGAGCUAUUUGACUCAACACAAUAAAACUCACUGGAGAGAAUCUAUAUAAUCUAUAUUUUUUGUCAAGUCAAGUCAAGUCAACUUUAUUUAUAUAGCACAUUUUCAACAACUUUUUAGAUUGCACCAAAGUGCUUUACAGGUUAAAAAAGCAUGGAGCAAACAAAAAACAAACAAAAAAAACCAACAACAAAAAAAACAAAACUAAGCAAAACAAAAAAAACAAACAAAGAACAUAAACAAUGAGUGUGCUAAACAAGAUAAUGCAAAUGCAAUACGGUAAA